Molecule: messenger RNA, 5885 nt
Organism: Bombyx mori (domestic silkworm)
Lineage: Eukaryota; Metazoa; Arthropoda; Insecta; Lepidoptera; Bombycidae
Gene: jv
Exons: 3
Coding region: 186-5639 (1817 amino acids)
Source: RefSeq, a predicted model, not a curated record
CACAUUAGCACCGCGGGCCGCCCAGGCACGACGCAGAUCUCAAUGCAUCUUUACCACCGCGACACCCAUUGAUCUUGUGCCGACGUCUUAGCGCACGCAGCCCUAAAUUCUCUAAGAAUUAAUCGGUGUCGGGUGUCGUGAGUGGCGCGUGUGAGUGACGGUGUGUGCUGUGGCAUGGGGUAGAGAUGGGAGCAGGACACAGCGCUGAGGGCGACGGCGGCGCGUACGCCAGCGACCCGCCCGCCCAAAGCCGCCGCAAAUCUCGUACCAGGAGGCGAAGGCACUCGGUGGACUCGGUCGCGUCGUAUUCUAGCCAGAAUCACGUUGACCGUAUAAGAGCGCAGAAUUACUCAACGGCUUCUUGUCAAGACGAAGGCGACUUCGGAUCGAUCAAGACAAGCCUAUUCAGACGAUCUGUAGAAUCAAACAAACGGCCGGAAAGCGUUACAUCUAACUCCAGCUCCACAAGAAGCCGUCUUCGAGAACUUGUCGAAAGGAAAUCGGGUCAGGACGAGCACAAGACCGCGGCGAACACCGUUGGUGACAUACAAUAUUUUGAAAAUCCUGCUGAAACAUUAGAGUUUGAUAAGCCGCGUAAUUCUUUGGAUUCAAAGAAGAGUCAAGAGGCACGCCCCAAAAAAAGAAAACUCUCAAAGGGCAAAGAAAAAGAAGAAAGCAAUACCAAAACAAAGAGCGAAAAGUAUCAAAGUAAGCUUGCUGAAUACUACAAGCUUCCUUUACAGUUGCCACAGGACGAAUUUUAUCAGCAUCUAACAAGAUCAAAGGCAGCCGAAGAACUCUUGCAAAAAAGGUUUGCUAAUUCUGAUUCCGAAUUCUGUAAUAGUUACGGAAGACUGUGCAAGCAUAAAGAACCGGAAGGAUCGAAUUUAAGACGCAGUCGAAGUUUAGCUGUGAUCAGAGAAGAAACCUUCACCGACCUUCAAAUCCAAAAUCACGGCAAAAGUAAGAGGUCACAACUCAUUCCUCGCGCCCGUUUAUUUGAAAAGCCCUGCUUCAAAGACAGGUUGAUCGGUCGUGCUAAAUACCAAAAAAAAGAAGAAGUUCUGGAAAGUAUCUACAUUGACAGUACCGCUUCUUGUUUUGGCGAUAUAAAUGCACACAGAAAAAGUCCCGAACAAAAAGACUGUACAACUGAAAAAGAAGACGCCGUCUCUCGUAACGACAGCCAACGGUCUCAGUCGGUUAGCGGGAGCUGGCCGAAUUUAAAUGAAGAAUCUAAAGUUACAAAUAAAUCACAAGAGAGUCUAAGCAAUUCGCGUCAUCCUAGUGAAAUUGAUAGUUUAGAUUCAAAUUACGUCAGGAAACACUACAAUUUUGAAGCACAUAGGCAAAAUUACAAAGAUAGCUCACCUGAAACCGAAAGAUCUCUUGUAUCACCGAAUCCAAGUAAAGAACUCUAUGUAACCACAGACGAACAUUGCAGUGAUAACGAAGACAAAAACCGAUCAGAAAUUAACACUCCAAAAUCUUAUACUAACGACAGUCUUACACGCAGCGAAAAAGAUAAAAACGACGAAUUUCCAAACGUGACUAAAGCUGACACUUACGAUAAUUUUUCGGCGCAAAGCAGCCAGAGGAACGACACAACAAUUCUAGUAGUACCCGAAGGAACUGCAGGAUUACAUACAGUAAAAUCCGAAAAUGACGUACAAUCUAUAGUUUCUGAAAACGACGGAACUGUUUCUAGUCUUCCUGAUAGUGUAACGUCGUACAUUUCAAUUUCUAUAGCUUCAUCAGAUAAAUCCCAUAAAUUAGAAUAUUUAGCCAAUUCUUUGGCUGAGAAGAUUGAUGAAUUUUGUGAUUCGCAAUUCAACGAAAACGUUUCAGUCGCAUCACAAGCUUUCAAUUCUGAAACUAACAAUACCAAUGAUCCAAUAUACACAACAAUAAGUAAGAAAAAAACCUUUGCGGACAUCCAUAGAGAUUCGUUUUUAAAUAAAAACAAAAACCUAUUCAACGAAAUCCUUACAAAACAAAACGACGAAGUUUACGUAAGCAGCACAUACAUCGAAGGUGAUACUUACUCUACGAAGAGCCAUUGUACAGCAAAAAAUAUCACAACAGAACCUUUUGUGACUACUUUGAUAGAAAAUCAAUAUUAUUCAUUACCUGACAUCAACAUUAGUAAGUGUUUAAGGAAAUCAGAAAGAAUUGAUGCUCAAUUAAGGGAAGAAGAUCCAGACGACAUACCCAGCGAGAAUACUUAUGAAGUAGCGCAAACCCACUUUCAAGAAAUAUUAUCAUCGAAAACUACGGAAAAUUACGGUCAACUAAAUAAAUCAUUUAAAAAUCCCCCUACAACUAAAAUACAAACUAGUAAUUGCAUAUAUUUACCUGGAUUUUCGGAGCCACCAUUCAUAGAAACUUUUACAAAACUCGAAGACGACCUAAAAUCAAUCAGAACAAUUGAGAGUUCUAACGGUGACGAAAAAGAUUUAAAUUAUUUUCGUGGUGAAAAUCAUCAAAACGAAAGGGAAAUAAAUGAAAUUGAAGGUACUAUUAGGAACAAUAAACUAAUUACAAAAUCAGAAAGUUUGAGAAUAAACACUAACUCUGAUUACAAAACAGAUGUAAACAUAAUAAAAUCUCUAUCGAAUGACAAUAUAAACGUGUCGUCUCAAGGCAAGAAAAAGAAAGCAAACAUCAAAAAACAUUAUUCACUUCGACAGCGCGAUCCUUCACCAGAAGAAGCAAUUCGUAUACCUAGUCCUCUAACAGUGGAGAAAUCUUUGAACAAACAAUUCACCACUGAACUCAUAAAACCUUCAACUGAAGAUUUAAUUAAGCAAUCGCUGCUGUCUCGCGUGCAAUCGUUCAAGACCUCAGCGGCCUCUAAUAUAGCUUUGUUACCACUUAGUGGUCAUCAAACAAUCGUUAUCGAUCCGCCUGUAAAAAACGACCUGAACAAUAAUAAUAAACAAUCGAUACCGAUCGAUCGAGUAAUUCAACAAAAUUCUUUAGAAACUUUAUCGCAUUCUAUAAAAGAGCUACAAACAAACAACGAGAAACAUUCUGAAAAUUUUGACGAAAUUCAACAUACAGGUGACGACAAAUUUAUCGAUACAUCUAGCCUUCGAACAUCUAAGGACCCUUUCGUAACUAUUAAACUUAAUAAAGUUGUCAAAACUACAAUACCAACAUUUAAAAAAGAAACCUGUGAAAAGUUAGCUUUUGUUCAGCAAAGAUUCGAUAAACCACCUCCUAAACUAAUAAUAAAAGAUACUCAAAAAAAGGAAGAAUUGUUAGUAAACGCUUUAAAUAAAGAAAAAAGAAAAGAAAAACAAAUAACUAUGACGAGACCGCAAGUUCUCCAGGUAGUAGAUUCCAGAAAUAAAAUGCAAAAAGUGACAAAUUUGAACAAAAUCGCUGAUACAAACGCUACAUCUAGUGAUAUCAAGAUGGAUACCAGCCCAGAGUACAAAGACUAUAAAGACAGUAAAAAUGAAAGCGACGUUAAGCUAAGCGACGCUAUAAAAACUGAUAUAGAAUAUCAAGAAAAGAUUAAUUCCGUUAAAAAUUAUUGGUCUAAGCUCAUAGACAAAUCACCGGAAUUAAAGGAAAUCAGUGAACAAGACAAAGUCAUCGAAGAUCAUUUAAAUCGUACCAGCGUAACAGACUCUCAGACAGGUCGAGAAAUAGAAAAGGAAAAAUUUAUAUCGGAUUUAUCAGUGGGAAGUAUCAUAAAAUCUUUGGAAAGUGUUAAAAUUGUUGACAGUAUACGAAAAAUCAGUCAAACGAAAUUACAACUAUGGAAAGAAGAAACUGAAAAAGUAAAAAGCGAUUCAGAAAUAGAGGAAACCCCUGUAGAAAAAAUUGUGAAGGAAUUUGAUGCAAAUAUUUAUGAGAAACCAAAAACUACAUCAAAUAUUUCCGAAACAGACUCAAACAGAGACACGCCUGAAAUUGAAAUAGUAGAACUAAGCAGUGACGAUAAUCAAAAUCAAAAAACACAAGCUACCCUUAUCAAACCAAAGGGUUUUGAUAAAGAAUGCGAUGAUUUCGACCAUGUUCGUUAUAAAGUAAUGAAAUCGGAAUUAUUUAAAAAUAGUAUGAUUGCGAAUUACCGUAAAGAAGCUCAAUUUGAUGGUCUACUACAAUAUCUUCAGGAUUACAGUUUUCAAGAAUUAUUGGUCAACAAUAAUAUUGUUAUAAUUGAACCAGUGCGGACAAAAAUAGAACCGGCUCCUAGAAAAGCCACUGAUACGCGUAAAAUUCCUCCGACUCUAUUGAAGAGAAAUGAAGAUAACAUUUCACAAACAGAUAAAGCCAAAAACGCCAUAAAAAGACAUUUCUUCUAUCAUCCCAUCAGAGUAAAUAAAGAAAUUAUAGAAGAAGAACUACCUAAUCCUGAUACUGUGAAAAAGGUGAGGAAUUUGUUCGAGGACACUUUAAAAAUGAAAACACCGAUGGCUCAUGACCCACCACUUGUUGAUGAAAUUGGCCUAACUAGACGAGCAACAUCCUAUAGAAAUCUAUGCGAAGAUGUGCAGGCAAAUAACAAAAAUAGCGGUAGAAAGAAAGUGAUCAGACAACUUACAAUAGAUACGAACUAUGGUGGUAAAAAAUGGGAUAAUGCUAGUCUUUCGAGUGGAGUUUCCAGUGGAGAUCUAAGUUCUAACAACGAAUAUGAAACAGAUGGUCACAGUCCAUUUCCACAGAAGCAAUUAAAAGACAAUGUUUAUAGUUCAAGUGAUGAAUAUCUUUGUGAUUCGAUGAGCCAAGAUUUUUGCUGCGAAAGUCAGUACGUGAGUCCAGACAUAUUAAAGAAAAUACGAGAAUGUGGUACAUCGGUAACAUAUUAUGGUGGUAAAGUUGUGAAUUCGAAAACGAGUGUGAGUCCUAUGACGAAGGCAAUCAUGGAUGAAAUUAAGAGUUUACAGAAGAACUGUAACCGAGACUGCUUUUCAUGUCAGACAAAAUGUCGUGGUGACACAUGUUCAUGUCUGGUUGCAAGCAAACACACUCAAGUUGUGACAGAGAAACAAAAAUCUAAAUCGUCGUUAGAAGAUUUGAGUGAGGAGAGAAAUAAAAAAGCAGAUUCAUUUCCUGGAUUCAAGUUUAAGCUUGUGAAGUCGAAUAGUUGUAGUAGCCGUCUUGAAUUAACAGGGACUGACGAAUGCAAGGACCCAAGACUAAAAUAUAGAAAACAACUUUCUAAAGAAGAUCCUCCCUUAGUAUGUGACAAUGAGAACUCGGUAAAAAAUAAAAUAUGUAGGAUAGAGAGUUACAGCAGAACUACGACAAAUUCUGCCGUAGACAAUAAGAAUAAUGAAGUAACAAAAGUAAUUCUGAAAAAGAAACAAGAAUUUAAACCUUAUGAUGCAACGAAUACAAAGAAAAAUGAAAAUAAUUCCUCUCAAGAUGCACCCGUUAUCGUCAACUUCAGCAAAAAAGAAGAAUCAAGUGAAAGAGACACCGAAAGUGUGGGUAGUUGCAAAACAUCGACAUCAGAUACAUCAUUGGACCCACAGAGUUUCGAGAAAAAAUAUUACUAUGUUAACGAAAAUUCAGACAAGAACAAAGAAAAAACCACUAAAUUUGGAGAAAUGGUUUUUGAAGAAUUCGAAGUUUUAGAAACGUGUUACGAUAGUUUAAAUAGUAAUAAGUCGUUAAAAUAAUGUUUUAAUAAUUUAGGCUUAAGCUUUCGCGGUGCGCAAAUCUUGAUCUGUUUGUAUUGAAAAGUUAUUAAAUUAUUACUAUUACUACUUACUAGGUAAAUAACUCCGUAAAUAUUAGCUUGUCUGUUUAUGUUUAUUAGUUGAUAGCUACAACGUAAGAACUACUCACAUAUUUCAAAAUAUAGAUUUACUGGUGAUGGUCUUUAAAUUCUGUGUAAUAUUUCAAUAAUAAAGUAAUUCAGUUUA